Molecule: messenger RNA, 378 nt
Organism: Trichomonas vaginalis G3
Lineage: Eukaryota; Parabasalia; Trichomonadida; Trichomonadidae
Exons: 1
Coding region: 1-378 (125 amino acids)
Source: RefSeq, a predicted model, not a curated record
AUGGAAGAAGGAACUCCAAUUCGAGAGAAGCCAAGAAAAGUUAAGGAUGAACUAUCAGAUCUCCGCGACCAAUUAUUGAAGAAGGCAGCCGAACUGGAUGAGCAUGUUCACUUCGAAGCAGCAAUGAGACCGCAUGUUGAAAAAUUAAAUAACGAAAUGGAUGAGCUUUACAGAAAAAUAUAUGAGCAUGAAUCAAAAAUCAAAAUAUAUAAAGAAAAAAUAGCACAAGAAAAUAAACGACACAAUGAUGCAGCAAAAAUGAAUUCUGAAGACGAAACAAAGAAUUUAAUUAACGAAAUUGCACAGUAUGAGCAAAAACUACAAGAUUUAUUAGAAGAGCGUGCGAAAUACAUUUCUCAAAUACCAGAAACAGCAUAA